This is a messenger RNA of Haliotis rufescens (red abalone), 4356 nucleotides long. RefSeq lists its product as uncharacterized. The record is from RefSeq and is a predicted model, not a curated record. Lineage: Eukaryota; Metazoa; Mollusca; Gastropoda; Lepetellida; Haliotidae. Bases 11 to 3769 code for a protein of 1252 amino acids. The transcript has 35 exons. Gene Ontology annotation, molecular function: protein binding.
GGCUGCUCUCAUGCGGCACAUGCACACUCUGAUCGCUGCACAAUCGCCGAAGCUUGUACGCUCUUAUACGUCAAUGGUUUGCAUGGCAAGGCGACAAGCAAAGUCUCUCAAUACGCCGACACAUUUGAAUUAUGUCAGAUCUGUUACAGUAAGGACUGCGGAACAUUCAGCUUUUCCACAGUGUAACCAUGGCGAAGAGGAUGUUGCCAAAGCAGCAGAACGUGUCAGAAAAAGUAUUGAAAUGCCGCCAGGCUUACAUGAAAGUCAGGUCCAGAAUUUUCGCCAUCUGGUGCAAAAUGCAGGGCAUGUAUCCCAAGGAGUUUCUACGACUCUACUCAGCUGUUUCGGCUCUUGCCUGUAUAACGUCCACCCGAAACAGAGGACCAACCUAUUGCAGGAGACCUGGAACAUGCUGCGACAACAUACUGUGUUUGAGGUGGGCCACUACAACACUCUACUGAAAGUCUAUGUUGAAAAUGGCCACAACUUUACUCCAACCGACAUCAUCACCGAGAUGCAGUCUCACCACAUCAUACCCGACAUGGAUACGUAUGAAAACCUGAUGGAACAUUACUGUAACCAUGGAGAUGUCCAAGCUGCAAUUACGGUGAUGAACAUCAUGAAGGAAUGUGGUUUCCCUAUCAAAGAGAAAGUGUACAGCUUUCUCAUCACGGGCUUCUUCAAAUCUGGUGAUACAGAGAGUGCCAGGGAUGUACUGGAGCAACUGCGUCAAGCCUCCCUCACACCAUCAGUACAGAGUUACACGGCACUGGUGUGUGGCUACGCCCAACAGGGGGACAUGGCAGCCGUCAAACAGCUGCUGUCUGAGAUCCCUGGCAUGAUGAUUAAUUCAAGGUCUGUGAUGAAGGCAGUUGUCACCAUGGUGAUGGCUGGACACUCACAACAUGUUGAUGAGAUGAUCAAAAUGCAGGAAGCUGUUACAGACGAUGGUGCAAAUGGCUUGAUGUAUGUAUCUCAACUCGUAGCUCAUGGGUUUGACGAUGAUGCGUACAAGCUGUUCCACAGUUUAUACAAACAGCAAGGGGACCCCAACUAUGGCAGGUGUCUCCUACAGAUGUUCAUUCAGUUGGAGAGGCCACUUGACAGUGUGAUGCAGCUGAUGGAACGCCUCAAGGCAGAUAACAUGACUGUCGAUGAUAUAAGUGACGUCGCCAGCACUGCCAUCAGGAUGGGGAAGACAGAUUAUGCUGUUGCUGCUAUUGAAAUGAUGAAGUCUCUGAAUCUGCCUGUGCGGACCCACUAUUUCUGGCCAGCAUUUUGUCAGUACCGAGACAAGGGAGAUAAGCAAGGUGUCAUCACUACUGCGGAGAAGAUGGGGAAGCUGUGUGACACGAGGUCCGAUCAGCUUCAGACAUACCUGACGUACAUCUAUCCUGCUCUCAAGAAGCUGGGGGAACCCAGAGACCGGCUGCUGACACUUCCAGUGAAUGCUGGUUUUCGAGCUGAGGAUGUGAACUUUGUAAAUAUGGCAUGGAUUUUGGAUACAGAGGGACCUGAAGCAGCCUGGGACUAUGCAAAGGACAAGAAAGUUCAUGGCAAUAUCAAAAUAUUUAGGAGAAUAGCUUCUAAAAUUGGCCAUGUGAGAAAUCUGGAUUCAUCCUGGGAGAAUUUGUUCAAGGUGAUCCUGCAUGGUUUCCAGGGGGCAAGCCUGGAGAAGGUGACCGGCCAUGUGUUACAGGAGAUCAUCAACGCCAAUCCGGGCAGGGAGAUACUAGGCAAAAUAUUUGGUUUUGUUACAGAAAAUAACAUGCUGUCUAGCCAUGAAGAGCAGAACAAGCUUGUGGCCAUGCUGCAGAAUGCUCCUGCAUCAGUCACUGAGAAAUUGGUAGAAUCGAGGGGACUUAGCAGACAUUUGACCUUGAACCAAGAGGAAGAGUGUCAUCCAGAACAGGGACCCAAUGUCAGCUUCCCUGUACUUCAGAGACGUGGACAGCAGUACGCCACACAGGCCCGGGAUGUUCCUGCUGCACUACAGAGCCUGGACCAAAUAGAGGCGAUGUAUCCUGAACGUUCUGACUACCAUGGUCUGGUUCUAGCAGUUGCUCAUCUACUAAUACAAGAAGGACAGCAAGAUGAGGCCCUGGUGCGACUAGGGAAUUACUCUGACAAGUGGAGGCACCAACUGCUGAAGACCAGGACUGGCACGAUGAGGGCAGACUGCAGCAAGCUGGUCAAGACUAUCUCCAGUGCCUCUUAUGGUGCUAGACUGGUGGAAUCUCUGGUGUAUUUUGGAUACCUUGACACGGCGCAUCCUGUGUUGAACACAUACAUGGAGGCACUGCUGAACAGCAAAGAUUUACAUGAAGUCACAGAAGGAGUGAUGUACACUGCUUCCAAGUACAGCUGGAUACCGAAGCUGAAUGAUGUCAUCCUCUGGCUCAUCACUACCGGGGAAACCCAGGCACUGCAGACAGUGGUUGAUACAGCAACUGGUCUUCUCGGACAACAGGAAGCCAUCGUACGAUUGAUUGAAGGUUUUCUUCGAUGUGGACAACACCAGAAGGUUUCCAAACUUUUAAAGGAAUCAGGUGCAUAUCUUGAGAAUCAUCGGAUGAGGGAGCUGGUUCAUAAACUAGUGAAGGGACUGAGGAUUACAGAACUUGAGGGCCUGGUUGAAGCAGCCCGAGGUGUUGAGGAUAUUGACCGGAGGAUUCUCAUGUCGGAGCUCAUCAGAUGCUAUGGGAACCUGCAUGAUGAGGAUGCAGCCCUAGGUGUAUGGGAACGAUGCCAGGAGGAGGGUGUGUCUCUAGAACCGGCCUCACUCCAUAUACUCAGCAACUACCUGCAAGCUGUAGACAUCCCUGUGCCUUUCCCUGUACCUCCGGUGCCCAGCAAGCAAGUUCACAGGUUUGAAGAUGUAGCAGACGAAUACCUGUUCCACUGCAUCGUACACAAACAAUGGGAAAACAUCACUGAGUCACUGAAAAGUUUAACACCUGAUAUGUUUUUCAAGCUGGUGGACAAAAUCCCUGGUGGGGAACGUGCUGUACAAGCAACACAGAGAAUCGCUUUUCAUCUUGGUGAGGUGGGGAAUAUAGACACCCUGAGGGCUAUCGACAACAGCAGGGCCAUUCGUAAAGCUGCUGUGGAGAAUGUGAAACGGGCCUUGUUCUGUGCAUACAUACACAGGGAGAGACAUGAUGAGCUUGUAUGGCACCUCAAGCAAAGGACAGACAUGUUGGCGAGCUACUUGUCUUCCCAUGGACUGUCGUUGUUAAAGGAGAAGUCCCAGUAUCAUUAUGGGGAAGUGGUGUCUAUGAUACACAGACAAGCUAUGAGCAGUCAGCUGAAGCCAGCCGGCAUAUUGUGGGUGCACUAUUUCAUCACUUCAUCACCAGAGGCUGAUCAGCUGCUGCAGAUGUACCGGGGUCUGAAUGCAGAUCUGCCACUAGGUUUUGUGUUUUCUCACAUCCGUUUCACAAACGAGGUGGAGUUGAUCCCGUCUUUGGUGAACACUUUCAGGUCCAAGCACAAGCUGCUACUGAAAGCCUACGACCAUUGUCUCAGCUACCAUUAUUCCAACAGAGAUCUUGAUGCAAUGAUGACUGCAGGGAGACAACUGCAGGAGGCUGGCAUCCGCAGUUCCCAGCUGACCAGAAAGUAUGUACGUUAUGUCGACUACCACUGCCGGAAGAACAACAUAGCAUCUCCAUUUGAUCGAGAUGCCACAAAAUCUAUCUCUCCCAACAACUCCACCAAUGCAGAUGACUCAUCCUCUGAGUCGGACCGCGAUGCUGACGUAGAGUAGGUGUAUAGUGUGGAGGACUCGUCCUCUGGUUCGGACUGAAAUGCUGACGUACAGUAGAUGUAUAGAGUGGUGGACUGGUCCUCUGGUUCGGACUGAGAUGCUCACGUACGGAAGAUGUAUAGUGUGGAGGACUUGUCCUCUGGUUCAGACUGAAAUGCUGACGUACAGUAGAUGUAUAGAGUGGAGGACUGGUCCUCUGGUUCGGACUGAGAUGCUGACAUACAGUAGAUGUAUAGAGUGGCUGACUGGUCCUCUGGUUCGGACUGAAAUGCUGACGUACAGAAGAUGUAUAGUGUGGCGGACUGGUCCUCUGGAUCGGACUGAGAUGCUGACGUACAGAAGAUGUAUAGUGUGGCGGACUGGUCCUCUGGUUCGGACUGCGAUUCUGACGUACAGAAGAUGUAUAGUGUGGAGGACUGGUCCUCUGGUUCAGACUGAAAUGCUGACGUACAGUAGAUGUAUAGUUUGGAGGACAGGUCAGAAAUUUUAGAAAUUUUUAUUUUUUACGUUUCCAUGGCAACAAGAUGGACUUAGCUUCUGUGAGGGUAGGGUUCGUUUCCGGAGCAUAACUCAUAAACCGUUCAAUA